Messenger RNA from Periophthalmus magnuspinnatus, 4130 nucleotides. RefSeq names its product protein phosphatase 1, regulatory (inhibitor) subunit 11 (gene ppp1r11). Gene Ontology annotation, cellular component: nucleus. NCBI's taxonomy places the organism in Eukaryota, Metazoa, Chordata, Actinopteri, Gobiiformes, Gobiidae. The record is from RefSeq and is a predicted model, not a curated record. The transcript has 3 exons. Gene Ontology annotation, molecular function: protein phosphatase 1 binding; protein serine/threonine phosphatase inhibitor activity. Bases 210 to 584 code for a protein of 124 amino acids.
CUUGACAUGUGGUCCCAUCCCUCUAUCCUCCUCCUGCUAUCUGUUUAGCAUUCGAGCUAACCUCCCCUGAAUCAUCAGCAUUUUAGAAAUUUUAGAGAACGAAACAUACACUUUGGCUGCAGCGUUACAUGCUUUGCACCCCUCCAUCGUAUACCAAGAACUGACGGGCCGUGCUAUCGUUUUGUUUGGUGCAGGGACACGGCGCAGGGAUGGCGGAGGUCCCCGGGACAUCCAGUGAGACGAUCACGGAGACGGUGCAGACGAACACCCCGCCACCACCCCAACAGGAGGGCCGCAGCCUGACAAUCAAACUGAGGAAGAGGAAGACGGAGAAGAAGGUGGAGUGGUCCAGCGACACAGUGGACAAUGAGCACCUGGGGAGAAGGUCUUCAAAGUGUUGCUGUAUCUACGAGAAACCCAGGCAGUUUGGCGAGUCUUCCUCCGAAAGCGAAGGCGAGGAUGACGAUGAGGGCUGUGGAAGCGCGCACUGCAUCAUGGGACACGGCAGGAGGGGCCACGGGCACACGGGGGGUACAGGGGGCAAUGAGGCGCCCCCUAACUCUGGAGGGACACACGCGCACUGAACACACUCACACAGAAGAGAGCACACAACUCCGCACUUGACUUUAGUUUGACAAUAGUUUCCAUCUCCCAGAAUACAUCCAUAUUGCAUUAAGCCAUUGUUGAGCUUUUAGCAGCCCACACAUGGUCCAUUUGGUUGAGCUGCCUCACCAGAUUCACUAUUAGACUAAAGAGGGCUGCACAGAUGACAAAACAUACAGUAUUGAACUGUUAUAAUGAAUAGUGGAAAAACUGCAACAGAUCAAAGCCAAUAUGGAAUUCUAUAUAUUCAAAUUAAAGGGGACAUAUUAUGUAAAAUAGACUUUUAUUAGUUUUUCCCAUGUUAUAAUUAGGGCUGUUGGUCUUUAGUUGUUUAGUCAAUUAGUCGGUCAAUGGAGUCUUAGUCAACCAAAAUUUGCAUUAGUCAACUAAUUAUUUUAUUUAGUUGAUAAGGACUUAUCUGGGACAACAGCAGAAAUGAGAAGUUAAUGAGUGAGUGAGCUGAAGAUUUGGUAUUUUUUAGUAUUAAAUGUAAAAAGGCAGCUUAAACUCAUGAUUUACAGAUGCCAUUUGAAGUGCAUUGUUUCCUAGUACUUUUUUCUCUGCAUAGUUAUUUUUGCAUGAACUCCUGUGCAGGUGUAGUCUUGUGAGGGGCGUUUGGGUCAGAUACAUAGAGAUACGUAAUUGUUUUGAGAGCUUUGGCCACGCCCCCUUUUUAGUGGCCUAACCGAUCGGCCAGCGUGUGUUUUAGUUGACAAAGCAUUUCUUCAGUCAACUACAGUCCUAGUCAUAACUGUUCAUUCAUCAUUAGUUUUAGUCAAGGUUAUUUUUUGAUUGAUUCAUGCGUGUUUGAGCAUUCCUAUAUUGUACUGUAUUUGAGGAUUAAAUGUUCAGAAAAUACCCUACCUACCCCCCAUCUCCACUCCUUGCCCUGGUUACAAUUAUUUAAAAAAUUCAUACUCCAUGUUAAAAAAUGUAGUGUAGCCAACAAGACAGACUCAUCAAUGGAAAAAUAAAGAGGUGGCUUCUGCAAUUUUGAAGAGAAAGUCCGUGGACUCUUUUCUGUUAUUAAGCUGUUGUAGAUUAAUUUUGCAGCCAAAUGUAAUGAGCAUAAUGUAGAAUAAUCCUCGCCAUAUGUUUUAGCAGUUUAAUACUAACUAACAAAACAUAAUAUGUCUUCUUUAAUGUCUCAAGGACUUGGACAAGUAUUAUAAAAAACUUAAGUGAAUAAGAAAGAAUCUUUUUGUAAUUAUCGUGCAGCCCUGUUAUGUUGUCAAAACAUUACAUUUCUCCUUCUGCAAAUUGGAAAUAACAAAAAAACAACAAAACAAAAACUUACUUGAAGGUGCACUAUGAAACUUUUCUGGUGGGGGCCUGCCACCUGCUUGUCUCCGUGGUGAUGUUAUUGCUUUGCCUGGAAUGUUCACAGUAGGGCAUUUAACUUCCAGAUUAUAUUUAAUAAAUAGUUUUUAUUUCUCAAAAAUACCUUGGAAAAGUGUAAUAGCAUACAGUGAAACAUACUAGGUGAAAAAUAAAAUAAUAAUAAUAAAUAAUAAUAAAACUAAAACAUACUAGACAAAACAGUAACAUCUCUAUAGAGACAAGUGGCAGACUCUGGGACUGAACAAUUGGAAAAAAAAUUCACAGUGGAACACAUUGUGAUUACGAUUAGAUUUGUGAUUUAUGUUUUAGUAAUAGGAUUCUGUUCAAAGUUCACAUUUUCACAACAUGUACAGAAGAACUGACAGAAAGAAAGACACAAGAAACACACUUCAGAACAUGUUUGUACAUGUUUGUCUAAACUACAGGGUUAGCAGUUUUUAUGCAGAAUAAGACAGGAGAUUUUGCUGUUUAUGGAGGAAAUUAUGGUACUUCAAAAGAUUGCAGCCUUUUGUGAUUUUUCUAAUUGCUUCCAUUGCAGUGCAGUGCAAUUUCGAUUCAAUUGGGAUUAAUCUUAGCAGACCCUCCAACAGAAAAGUUACACAGUGUACCUUUAAGAUGAAAAGUUUAGUAAAUAUAUUUUUAACCUGGACACAAAGUAAGUGCCAGUUUGGUAAAUAGAAGAAGAAAAAAUGAAUUCAGACUGUUGCAAUAAAGCUGUAUUGAUAUUUUGGUAAAGCUUAAUAAGUAAUAUAAAAGUAUUCAACAGACAAAUGCAAACGAAAUAGCAUGAAAUUAAUUGAAUAAAAUGCUGAGUACACUUAUAAUCUGCUUCAAAACAAAACUACUUCAGUAACUACAGUACAUGUACAAAAAUGCCAUACAUAUUUUGACCAUAAGCGCUGCCUGACCGUGUGUCAUGUACAAAUUUCACUUUUUUCAUAAUUUAUUUGCUAAUUUUGUUUUUCUGAACCAGCUGAUACUUUACAUGCAGUGGGCUAGAGUGAGAACUUAGUGGGAUUGAAAUAUAAUUUUUCAGUAUAAUAUUUUAUCAAACAUGAUCCUUUAAAUAGUACAGUAAAAUACACACAUAUAAAUUGAAAGUGGUUGAAAUCCAUGCUAUGCCGUUUGAACUUGGAGGCUCAGACAAUUCAAAGUUGAAAUGUUAAAAGGCCUAUAUUACAUACAUUUUUGAUCUAUGUUAUAAUGUUGUACCCUUAUCAAAAACAUACCUGGAGUUGUGUUUUGUUUCAUUGACACAUGUUUAACACAAUAAUUUUACAUAUUUAGGCUGAGUUUGUGAUGUAGGACGCGCUCCCUUGUUUUUAAAACUUCAUACACCUUCACUAGAAUCAACUAUUUAUUGUUAUUCUAAUGUAUUAUAGAGUAAAUAUUUUCAUUUUAAAAUGGUUGUUAACUUUAAAACUACCACUUGAUUACAUCUCUAAAGCUCAAAAUGCUCUGUUCUAUGUUGUGAUGUUGACACCCCAAUAAUGCAGACUUACUCUAACCCGUGUGAAUGAAACAAAAUACAACUCUGGGUACAUUUAUCAUUAGGUAACAACAUCCAAACAUGGCUAAAAGCUCACAAGUCAUUUUGUGUGUAUUAAUAUGGGACCUUUAAAAUGGGGAUCAUAUGUAUAAUUUGAUAUGUAAUCAUUAUUUAAUGUCACUAGAACACACCUCCAUAAGUAUAUAUUUAUAACACCUGAUUUGAUCUUGUAAUAUUUUAAACACGGUUGUAAUUGAUCAUUUACAUUUGUACAGCACAGACUUAGAGUCUUAAUUUGCCUGAUUAUUUUCACCAAUUUAGUUAGUUGUUUGUUUUUAAAGACAAUCCCUGAAGUGUGAUAUUUUGUGUGGUGUGACUUUAUUCUUUAAUUGGGAGAUCAUGUGUGGCACAAUCAUUAUAAAAUAAUAAUAAUAAUAAUACAUUUGCAAAUCCACAAAAGGGGUUAAGGAACAGAAGAUGCAUGAUUUGUAUUCAUGCUUCAGCUUUGGCCAAAUCUUCCUCUGAAUUCACUGAUUUUGAUUUUGGGCUGUGAUGACACUUGUGUUUCCAUGCGGGCCACUGUACUCUGUAUGAUCUGUUAUAUAUGUACAUUGUUGUUGUGCUGUAACGCACCUUUCUGUAUAUACUGUUGAGCUUAUGAGAGCAAUUUAAUGUGAAUUAAAGUUUUCAACUGUGA